Molecule: messenger RNA, 987 nt
Organism: Triticum aestivum (bread wheat)
Lineage: Eukaryota; Viridiplantae; Streptophyta; Magnoliopsida; Poales; Poaceae
Product: WD repeat-containing protein JIP5-like
Exons: 4
Coding region: 561-974 (137 amino acids)
Source: RefSeq, a predicted model, not a curated record
UCCUCUCUGUCGCCGGCAUCCCCUUCUCCUCCAUCGACGGUGACGACCUCCCUAGCGACCCACUCCUCCAUCGACAGCGACGGUGACGGCCUCCUAAGGUAUGAAUCCACCGACUCCUUCUUGUUCCUCUUCCUAUUGAUUAGAUUAGGGUUCCAUGGCGCAUGCUGGUUAGGGUUCCUCUUCCUAUUGAUCCGCCGAAGCAGAUCCACGAGAUCAAGAGGAGGCCUGCACCCUCUGCGACCAUGACACCCUCUGCAGUCGCCGUCCCCCAGAGAAGUGAGAUGGCUGGCUUGGAAGGUUUCGAGUUCUUCGAGAUCGUAAUUGAGAAAUCUUGCAGUAGGCAGAGGCUGCCUGACAAGUUUGCGAAGAUCCUCGCCGGCCGUGAGCCCCACAAAGUGAAGCUGCAGGAGGCCGGCAACGGGCUUCACAGGCUGUGGGACGUGUUGGUGGUGUUCGAUGGUGAAGGCCACAUGUACCUAGGGCCCGGCUAGGAGCAUUUCACCCGGGCCCAUGAGCUACAGCUCGGGUACUUCCUUGUCUUCUGCUAUGACGGCGACACCAUGUUCACCGUGAAGAUGUUCGACAACACCAUGUGCCGCAUGUACUACCAGCACGACGACGAUGCUAGCAAUGGGAGCAGCAGCGGGGAUGAUGAGGAGCAGAGCGGGGAUGACGAGGAGCAGCCUAUUCUUUCUGACAACGACCAUGCUAUGAUGGUGGCUGACGACGACCCUGCUAUGGUGGUGGCGGAUGACGACCUUUCUAUGGUGGUGGCGGACGAUGAUCUUGCUAUGGUGGUGGCGGACGACGACCUUGCUAUGGUGGUGGCGGACGACGACCUCGCGAUGGUGGUGGCUCCUGCAAUCCCACAGCUUGGCGACAGGACCAUGCCAAUUGUGGUAGAGGAGUACAUCCGUGUUGGGAUUCGCCACUCUGAGCGCAUCAGGUUGAUGAAGGAGAAGAAGGAGGAGUGAAGAUGUUAAGAAA